Molecule: messenger RNA, 2605 nt
Organism: Aureobasidium subglaciale EXF-2481
Lineage: Eukaryota; Fungi; Ascomycota; Dothideomycetes; Dothideales; Saccotheciaceae
Product: glycoside hydrolase family 3 protein
Exons: 2
Coding region: 130-2547 (805 amino acids)
Biological process (GO): arabinan catabolic process; xylan catabolic process
Cellular component (GO): plant-type cell wall
Molecular function (GO): alpha-L-arabinofuranosidase activity; xylan 1,4-beta-xylosidase activity
Source: RefSeq, a predicted model, not a curated record
CGACGUGACCAUCAUUCCACCUGAAUGUGUUUUGCUAGUCCGUCAUGACAUGGCAUAUAUAGUUGCUUCUCCCACUCAUUGACUUUGACCUAAAGCAUCUCUCCUCAUACCGGGCCAUAUACCUUCAUCAUGGCCGCUCUACUUUCUCUCUCUGCAUUGGCAUUGCUCGGAGCUGGUGCUUCUGCCCAGACCUUCACAGGAACCUCUCAAGGUGGUUUCCCUGACUGUGUCAAUGGCCCUCUCUCGAACAACACAGUCUGUGACAAGUCUGCAGACCCAAUCGCAAGAGCUAGAGCCUUGGUCUCUGCCUUCACUGUUGCUGAGAAGCUCAAUCUUACUGGAAAUAACAGCCCUGGAGUGCCCAGACUUGGUCUGCCAAUCUACCAAUGGUGGCAAGAGGCUCUCCACGGUGUCGCCGAAUCUCCUGGUGUCACCUUCAAUGCCAGCGGAGACUUCCGCUAUGCGACGUCCUUCCCGCAGCCCAUCUUGAUGGGUGCCGCUUUCGACGACGAGCUCAUCACUGCUGUUGCUGAGGUCGUCAGUACCGAAGCCAGAGCAUUCAACAACUAUGGACGUGCUGGUCUCGACUUCUGGACUCCUAAUAUCAACCCUUACAGAGACCCUCGCUGGGGCAGAGGUCAGGAGACUCCUGGUGAAGAUCCUUACCAUCUGUCUUCCUACGUCCACGCUCUCAUUUUGGGUCUCCAGGGCGGCGAGGACCCCGAGAUCAGGAAGAUUACUGCUACUUGCAAGCAUUUCGCUGGUUACGACAUCGAGUCAUGGAAUGGUAACCUUCGUUACCAGAAUGAUGUUCAGAUCUCUCAGCGCGAUCUUGUAGAGUACUACCUUCCUUCUUUCCGCUCAUGUGCCAGAGAUUCCAAUGUUGGAGCUUUCAUGUGCACAUACAGCGCUCUGAACGGUGUCCCAACUUGUGCCGACCCUUGGCUUCUGAAUGAUGUUCUUCGUGAGCACUGGGGAUGGACCAACGAAGAGCAGUGGGUCACCAGUGACUGCGACUCUAUUCAAAACAUCUUCCUUCCCCACAACUUCAGCGACACUCGCCAAGGUGCUGCUGCUGCUGCUCUCAACGCUGGUACCGAUCUUGAUUGCGGUACCUACUACCAACACCAUCUUCCCAAGGCUUACAGCGAGGGUUUGAUCAACCAGACCACUGUCGACCAGGCUCUUCUUCGUCUCUACACCUCGCUAGUCCGCACUGGCUACUUCGAUGGUCCCGACGCUAUGUACAGAAACUUGACCUUCUCUGAUGUCAGCACUCCCUAUGCUCAGCAACUCGCCCUCACUGCUGCUGAGGAAGGUAUUGUCCUUCUUAAGAACGACGGUCUUCUUCCUCUCACUGUCACCAACAGCACUAAGAUUGCGGUCAUUGGCGACUGGGCCAACGCUACUCAGCAGAUGAUUGGUAACUACUUCGGUGUUCCUCCAUACCUUCACAGCCCUUUGUAUGCUGCUCAGCAAUCUGGUGCUCAAGUCUUCUAUGCUGGCGGACCUGGCGGACAAGGUGAUCCCACCACUGACCACUGGCUUCCCGUGUGGACUGCUGCCGACAACGCCGAUGUCAUCAUUUAUGCUGGUGGUGUUGAUGACAGUGUUGAGGCUGAGGGCAUGGACCGUGAGACUAUCAAUUGGACUGGUGCUCAACUUGAUGUCAUUGGUGAGCUCGCCUCAUACGGCAAACCUACAAUUGUCAUCCAGAUGGGUGGUCAGCUCGACAACGCUCCUCACGUCAACAACCCCAACAUCUCUGCUCUUCUCUGGGGUGGAUACCCUGGUCAGGAUGGUGGUGUUGCCCUUCUGAACAUUAUCACUGGAAAGACCGCACCUGCUGGUCGUCUUCCUGUUACCCAGUACCCUGCUCACUACGUUUCUGACAUUCCCAUGACCGAUAUGACUCUGCGUCCCAACGAGACCACUGGCUCUCCUGGUAGAACUUACAAGUGGUACAACGGUACUGCCGUUUUCGAGUUUGGCUACGGCAUGCACUACACCAAUUUCUCGGCCAACAUUUCUCCUAUGGCUGCUUCCAGCUACGACAUCUCCGCCUUGACUGCCAACUGCAACGAGACCUACAAGGAUCGUUGCGCCUUUGAGAGCAUCUCUGUGAAUGUUCAAAAUACUGGUAAAGUCAGCUCUGACUACGUUGCCCUCGGUUUCCUGGCCGGUCAGUUCGGACCUUCUCCUUACCCCAAAAAGUCUCUCGUUAGCUACCAGCGUCUCCACGACAUUGCUGGCGGUGCAUCUCAGACCGCUACCUUGAACCUGACUCUUGGUUCGCUGUCUCGUAUUGACGACCACGGUAACACUUAUCUCUACCCUGGCGACUAUGCUCUGAUGAUCGACACUAUGCCCGAGUUGACAAUGGUCAAUUUCACCCUGACUGGCUCUCCUGCUUGUCUUGACGAGUGGCCGCAACCCCCAUCAGGUGGUCCUACUAUUCCUCCUUCUGAGUACUUCUACGGUGGUUACGGAAGUACUGGUGAGUUCCCAGUCAUUGCAACCACUGAGGUCCUCGAGCCAGAGACUUAGGCCAAUGAAUGAUGUAGAACCCUUUUGUGGGCUUUAUGAUAGUGUAUUGCCAAAAUAG